AUGCGUGCCGGGACUUCUCGUGGCAUCUUCCUCCACGGCGACCACAUGCCUCAGACCAAAUCUGCCUGGCCUCAGAUUCUAAGCACUAUAAUGGGCUCUGGCAACGGAGACAGGAGACAACUCGACGGCGUCGGCGGCGCCACUUCAACGACCUCGAAAGCAGCCAUUGUGUCUCCAUCUAGCCACCCGGAUGCAGACGUUGACUUCACCUUCGCUCAAGUUGCCGUCGGCGAAAACAAAGUCGAUCUCCGAGGAAGUUGCGGCAACAUCUGCAGCGGUGUCGGCCCAUUUGCCCUCGACGAAGGUCUUGUCCGCGUCAAGCCAGGCCAGAAACAGGCCGUCGUCCGCGUCCACGACACUAACACCGGCGCUCUCAUCUCCCAAACCCUCCAGGUUGCCCCCGAUGGCACCUUCCUCGCAGACGGUACUCACAAGAUAUCCGGCUACGCCGGCUCCGGAUCGCCCCUCAAGCUGUCCUGGACAAAUCCCUCCGGCACCGUCGGGACCCGCCAGUUCUACCCGACCGGCAACCCAUCCGACACCCUCACGUUUCCGUCCCUCUCCACCGGCGAAAGCACAUGCAUACAAGCCAGCCUCAUCGACGCCGCAAACCCCUUCGUCUUCGUCGACGCAGCAACCCUCCCCACUCCAAUCACCCAGUCAGACCUCGACAGCCCAGAUCUACACACCGCACUCGAAUCAACCCGCUGCCACGCCGCCGUCUUAUUUGGCCUCGCACACACCCCACAAGACGCCGCGCGCACAAGAGCAGUCCCCAAAAUCGUCCUCUGCUACCCUCCCUCGCCCUCCUCGCACGUCGAUAUCCGCGUCGUUCCAUUCAGCAUGGGCUCCCCGCACCCUUCAUUCCAACUCACCGGCACCGUCGCGCUGAGCGCUGCUCUCACGAUGCCUGGUACGGUGCCCAGCCUCAUCGCUCGCAAGGCUAGGUCUGAGGAGCCCCUGCGAAGCCCUGAAACGGGAGGAAGGGCGGGAGGAAUGGGAGGAGUGAAAAAGGCAAUCGCACAUCGCAGCGGCGUCGUCGAGGCCGUGGUCCGGAAUGUAGAGGACGCGAGCGUGCCGCUGGGCGUGCGGGUUGCGGAUGUCAGUGUCGUUACGACGGCGAGGAGGAUUUUUCGUGGGGAUGUGUUUGUGUAGAUGGCUUUGUUUGGGGGUUAUCUUUGUCGUAG
Molecule: messenger RNA, 1187 nt
Organism: Pseudovirgaria hyperparasitica
Lineage: Eukaryota; Fungi; Ascomycota; Dothideomycetes; Acrospermales; Acrospermaceae
Product: DUF453-domain-containing protein
Exons: 2
Coding region: 1-1155 (384 amino acids)
Source: RefSeq, a predicted model, not a curated record